Molecule: messenger RNA, 1391 nt
Organism: Papaver somniferum (opium poppy)
Lineage: Eukaryota; Viridiplantae; Streptophyta; Magnoliopsida; Ranunculales; Papaveraceae
Product: fe(2+) transport protein 1-like
Exons: 3
Coding region: 62-1123 (353 amino acids)
Biological process (GO): zinc ion transmembrane transport
Cellular component (GO): plasma membrane
Molecular function (GO): zinc ion transmembrane transporter activity
Source: RefSeq, a predicted model, not a curated record
UUCAUUUUUUACAUUUUGAUUUUGUUCUUCUUUCCCAAAUUCUCUCUCAGAAUCUCAAUUAAUGGCAGUGAUUAAGAAAACCCUUUUCAUGAUCUUCAUAUUAUUAGCACAAACCCUAGCGGCAACUCAUGCUGAAGAAGCACCACCAUCAGAGUGCGGAUCAGAAACCGGGAAAUGUAUUAACAAAUCCAAGGCAUUUCCUCUCAAAAUCAUAGCCUUCUUUGCAAUAUUAAUCACUAGUAUUGUUGGUGUUAAUUUGCCCUUGAUUACUAAAAAUGUUAAAGCGUUGCAACCCGAUCGAGAUAUAUUUACGAUUGUCAAAGCAUUUGCUUCUGGGAUUAUUUUAGCAACUGGGUUUAUGCACGUUUUGCCAGAUUCGUUCAAUGAUUUAUCUUCUGUUUGCUUGCCUGAUAAGCCAUGGCAUACGUUUCCGUUCACUGGUUUUGUGGCGAUGUUGUCUGCAAUUUUUACUUUGAUGAUCGAUUCGAUAUUUACAAGUUACAGUCAGAAUAAAAAUGCAGUUGAAAAUGAAAAGGGUAAUACUAAUGGAGAUGUGGAAAUUGCAAAUGGUAAUGGAAAUGCCCAUUCACAUGGUCAUGGACAUUCUUUUGUUAUGGCAGGUGAUGUGGCCAGUGCUCAAUUGACGCGUUAUCGUGUUAUCGCUGUGGUACUUGAGUGCGGAAUUGUAGUCCACUCGGUGGUGAUAGGGAUUUCUUUGGGAGCUUCAAGCAAUGUCUGUAGCAUAAAACCUCUUGUUGCUGCAUUGUGUUUCCACCAAAUGUUUGAAGGCAUGGGUCUUGGUGGUUGCAUUCUCCAGGCUGAAUACACAUUGUUGAAGAAAUCUCUAAUGGCCUUUUUCUUUGCGACAACAACACCAUUAGGGAUUCUUGUUGGGCUCUUGAUAUCGAAAUCUUACAAAGAAAGUAGUCCUCAUGCUUUGAUCACUGAAGGACUUUUAAACGGUGCAUCAGCGGGGCUCUUGAUUUAUAUGGCAUUGGUAGACCUACUAGCAGCAGAUUUUAUGGGUCGAAAAUUGCAAGGGAGUAUAAAGCUUCAACUGAAGUCAUAUGUUGCUGUUCUUCUUGGUGCUGGUGGGAUGUCAGUCAUGGCGCUGUGGGCUUAAAAGUUCAUCCUCAAAGAUACGAGAUGAAGCUUAAAGUCGAAUCAUAUGUUGCUGUUCUUCUUGGUGCUGGUGGGAUGUCAGUUAUGGUGCUGUGAGCUUAAAGUUCAUCCUCGAAGAUACGAAAUGAGUUAGCGAUUUGAUAUACUUGUAAAGAGAUCAGUAGUACCUUUAGUGAUUCUUUUGCUGAACCUCCUUUCUGAUAAUGGUAGUAGAAAUCUAAGUUCUUUGAUUUGCAAACUUUAUAGAACUUAAAUUUAAUAAACAGAUU